This is a messenger RNA of Darwinula stevensoni, 384 nucleotides long. The record is from the annotation of a GenBank genome assembly. Lineage: Eukaryota; Metazoa; Arthropoda; Ostracoda; Podocopida; Darwinulidae.
AUGCAGAUAUUUGUGAAGAAUAUGAAGCUGGGAGAUGGAGAAUCCAUACCAAAAUGGUCCAUAAUUGAAUUGCAAGGUGACUUGGAGGCAUGUGACUCAGAUGGACUUGCUGGAAAAUUUAUUGGGGAUCUGCAUUUUACGAAGGAUAAUAUCCCCAUUUUGGUGAUUGGACACCAUAUCCUUCAUGGGAAAGUGGAGAAAGUGGAUCCUCCUUUAGCUGUGGUAAAAAAACUGCCUAGUUCAUCUUCAAGUGGAAAUUUGAACUCAAAAAAUGAAGAAAGAGAAGAUCAUCCAGCCUAUGUUGUUCAGGGACUUGUGACACGGAAGCUGUUCUUCAAAGGGAGACCAAGGCCCAUCAUUACAAAUGUCCCAAAGCAAGUUUGA